UACAGCUUCCGCGCCAGAUCCACAUAUAUCUCUGCCACCAGCGUCGUCAGCGACCCACUCCUGCGACCAGUCUCUCCUUUAGACCUCAGCUUACCCCACACCCAGCACUCGGCGGCCUCCGAGCAGCUUCACCCCUAUGGCCGACUACGCAAACGAGAACUCGGGGCUCACCUCCUCCCGGCCAAAGACCCGCAGCCGCAAGUGGCUCUGGAUAGGCGGCGCCGUCGCUGUCGCCGUUAUACUCGCCGCCGUGCUCGGCGGUGUGCUCGGGAGUCGGGCGCACAAGAAUAACCAGAACAGCUCGGCAAGCGGUGCAGCGGCCGACAGCGGUCCGUCCCCCACCGGCGAGGCCGCUGCGAGCCAGGCCGCGAGCAUCAAGGAGGCCGUCGGUCUCUUCCCCACAGCCACGAACAGCCAAUACCUCCUUCCCAUAUACCCCUCUACGACUAAUACCGCGGCCUACACCACGCCCACCUUCCACGCGUCCACCAACGCCUCCCUCGCAUGGCCCAAGGACUCCUUCCAGCCCUCCAACCCCCAGCCGACCUCCGUCCGCCCUGACCGCCCCCGCCUCAUCGCGCCCUCAUACAAGUGGAACGCACUUCCGGACCUGAUCAAGAGCGACCCGUACCUCAAAUUUUGGAACGACACCAUCUUCGGCAACGCGACGCAGUACUUCGGCUUAGAGCCCGUUCAGUACCACAUGGACGGCAGCAGCGGCAUUCUGGACAAUGCGCGCGAGAUCAAGAUGCGAGUAAAGGCGUUUGCGUACGCGUACCGGAUGACGAACGACACGAAGUGGCUGGACAGGACCUUCUCGGAGCUCGAGAACGCCGUGUCCGACUCGUUCGGGCCCGCGGGGACGGACAAAUGGAACCCGACGCACUUCCUCGACACGGCGGAGUUCACCGCCGCGUUCGCGAUCGCGUACGACUGGCUGCACGACGCGUGGUCCGCGGACCAGCGCAGCACGAUCCUGUCGGGGAUGAAGACGUACGGUCUGGAGGUCGGCCUGGACGCGUUCUCGAACUCGAGCACCGGCUGGUGGGCGAACAACAUCGAGGGCAACUGGAACUGCGUGUGCAACAGCGGCCUCACGAUGGGCGCCCUUGCCAUCCUUGAGGACGACACUACGGGCCUCGCCGAGCAGCUCAUCGCGAAGACGAUCCCGAAUGCGCUCGCGAACUGCAUCUGGGCCGUGUCUUCCGACGGUACCUGGUCCGAGACCGCGAACUACUGGUACUUCGGUACCACUGGUCUUGCUGAGAUGACGGCAUCGCUCCUCUCCGCGACCGGAUCCGACUACGGGCUGCUCUCGACCAACGAGCACCUCGAGCUCACCGGCUACUACCACAUGUAUGUCACCGGCCCCGGCUCGUUGUUCGCGUACGGCGAUCACGGACCCAACAAGUUCUCGACGACCGCGAAUUCGAUCCUCUUCUGGGGCGACGUCCUGAACCACCCCGAGUACAUGCUCUUCCAGCGGGACCAGCACGACGCGCCGGAGCCGAACAGCAUGUUCUGGUACGACCCCUCCGUCUCGGGCGCGUUCUGGGACGGGCUCGCGCUCGACCGCUUCUUCGACAACAGCACGGACCAGUGGGGCGCGAUGCGCAGCAGCUGGACGGACGAGAACGCGCUGUACGUCGCGAUGAAGGCGGGCACGCUGCAGGGCCACCAGACGCACAACGACCUCGACGCGGGCGACUUCGUGAUCGACGCGCUCGGCACGCGCUGGGCGGGCGAGCUCGGCUCGGGCAACUACCUCUCCACGGGCUACUUCUCGAGCGACGACCAGGACAGCCAGCGCUGGCUGUACUACCGCAAGCGCACGGAGGGCCAGAACACGAUCCUCGUGAACAAGGCGAACCAGCUCGUGGGCGCGCACCCGUCGGUGAACCACGACACGUCCGGCACGACGCAGGGCUCGAGCACGGUCCUUGAUGUUGCACAAGACUCGACUGCGUACUUCACUGCGGACCUGUCGAGCGCAUACGACAACGUGACCUCAUUCAAGCGCGGCAUCCGGAUGAUCAACGGGCGCAAGCAGGUGCUCCUCCAGGACGACAUCAACGCGUCGGGCGACAUCAUGUGGCGCAUGCACACAAACGCGACGGUGUCCGUCUCGGGCACGACCGCGACGCUCACGAUCGGCGACCAGAAGCUGGACCUGAGCAUCCUCAACGCGCCGAGCGGGGUGAGCAUGACCACGGGCCCCGCGGUGCGCUUCUCGGACGACCCGGCGCUGCCGGCGGGCGAGAGCGACCAGGAGAACCCGGGGGUGACGGUGGUGAUGAUCAGCCUGCCCGCGGGCGAGUACAGCCUGCAGGUGCUCUUCAACCCGCAGUGGAGCGGCAUGUCCGCGAGCGACUUUGUGACGCCGCCGUCGGUCGCGAUCGACAGCUGGUCGUUGACGAGCCACAACUGAUCUCUCUUUUUCUUCCAUUGACAUUUGCGUUUGGUCCGCCAGGAUAGUUGCGGACGGACUGUUGAGUGAUUAUUGACGACGAAUGUAAUGGACUGUAGGUAGCACGUCUCUACUCAUGGACCCUGUCGUGGGCCAAGUACACUACAUUUCUUUUUUGUUGUGGUGUGAGCCGCGCGAUGUACGGGCAUCUUCUCACGCACGAUAAUGUACAUCCUAUCCCCC
This is a messenger RNA of Trametes versicolor FP-101664 SS1, 2650 nucleotides long. RefSeq lists its product as uncharacterized. The transcript has 4 exons. Lineage: Eukaryota; Fungi; Basidiomycota; Agaricomycetes; Polyporales; Polyporaceae. The record is from RefSeq and is a predicted model, not a curated record. Bases 137 to 2428 code for a protein of 763 amino acids.